UUACAGUAGCGCAGAGCAUUUUCAGCACAAGUGAAGCUCUUUAUUAUUUGACAACGACAACGAAAAUUCCUCGCAAACGGGUUAAAGAAAGAGGCCAAAUUGAAAGAAAUUGGUGGACUAGCUGCGGCGCUAGCUUUAGCAUAUGACCCCAAAAAUGACGUCCAGACAUGGCGAGUACGAUGUGCUUUAUUCAGUCAGCAUGGAUUCCAAUGGAAGAUGCCAGAAGAUACGACGGAAACGUGAUGGGAAGCUUCUGCUGUGGAAGGAGGUCUUUUAUGACACUUUGAGCGAGAGUGAGACGCAGACGCUGAUGUCCGAGGUGAAGCGCCUGAAGAAGCUGAAGCACCCAAACAUUGUGAGAUGUUACGACUGCAUCGUUGACAGCGCCAACACCAAGCUCUACAUUGUGAUGGAGGACUGCAUGGGUGACAGCCUGGCCAGCCUCAUUGCCUCUACAUCAAGGGAAAGACGUCAUUUGGAUGAGCAAUUCAUCCUGCGAGUCAUGGCCCAGCUCUCAUCAGCCCUGAAGUUUCACAGGAUGAUUAACGGCAGGCCCGCCACCUUCCUUCAUCACAACUUGAAACCAGACAACAUUUUCCUGGACAGCGAGCAGAAUGUGAAGCUUGGAAAGCCCUCAUACAGGCCUACAGAACAAAGGAACAACAUGUCCUUCAAUGACAAAUGUGAUAUCUGGUCACUGGGCUGUUUACUGUACGAGCUCUGCACUCUCUGCCGCUAUUUUCCUGCCCAAGAACAAAGAGUUCUUGCAGAGAAGAUGCCAGCAGGCACUGUCAUAAGAAUCCCUGGACAGUACUCUGAGGAAUUAAGCAUACUGCUCAACAACAUGCUCAACUUGACAGACUACCUGAGACCAUCUGUGGAAUCCAUUUUCCAGAGCAACCUGCUGGCUGAAGCAGUCGGGGAGGACGCGAAGAAGGCGCAGCUGUGUCUUCAAAGACGUUUAAAGCGAAUUGAUUGGAAUAAGCGGGUGCGCAAUGCUCGCAAAAACAAGGAAAACCUUACGCCCGGUGAUCCUCAGUUUGUGAUGCUCCACAAGAUUGCCAGGAGGCUCCAGACGGACAGUCGGCGUGCGAGCCAGGUGGACAAAGAACCAGUCUGUGUCUGUAGCCUCCGCUUGUGACAGCUGGGACUGAAUAUACUGUAAAUAUUUAUAUACUUUUUAAAUACUAUAUUUAUAUACUACUACUGA
Phycodurus eques (leafy seadragon) is the source of this 1210-nucleotide messenger RNA. RefSeq names its product serine/threonine-protein kinase Nek2-like. The record is from RefSeq and is a predicted model, not a curated record. The transcript is spliced from 6 exons. Bases 143 to 1141 code for a protein of 332 amino acids. Gene Ontology annotation, biological process: protein phosphorylation. Lineage: Eukaryota; Metazoa; Chordata; Actinopteri; Syngnathiformes; Syngnathidae. Gene Ontology annotation, molecular function: ATP binding; protein kinase activity.